AUGUUCGCCCCUCUCCCUCCCCUCUCCUCUCUCCCCGUUCUUUUGGAACACAAUCCUGACAUCGCUGUAUGUGUCCUCCCUCAUCCUCCCUCGCACUCCCUCUUCGUGCUUCAUCUAUCCCUCUCCCUCUUUCCCAUUUUUGUUAUCUUCCUCUAUCCCGCUCCUUCCUUCCCCUCUCUCCUCCAUCACUCUUCCCCCAGCCUCUACCACUCCCACAGGUACCUGGAGGUGUUGCCUCAGCUGUCCCUGACGCUCCACUCACUGGAGGUUGUGGGGCGCGUGGCCAUGGCUGUUGACUUGCCACUCCCUGUCCUUGACUUCAACCUCCUUCCUCUUUCGCCGAUUCCACCACAGGAUAAGAGCAUGCAGAAUCGCCUUGUGCGGAUCGUUUGCAUCUUCCUACUGAGUCUCAUCCGCGAUAACAUCAUCAAUGUGGAGGCGCUUUUCAUUGAGAUGCAGGCAUUCUGUAUCGAGUAUUCGCGGGUCAGGGAAGCAGCAGCCCUCUUCCGCAUGCUCAAAUCCCUCGAGUGA
Molecule: messenger RNA, 531 nt
Organism: Closterium sp. NIES-65
Lineage: Eukaryota; Viridiplantae; Streptophyta; Zygnematophyceae; Desmidiales; Closteriaceae
Source: the annotation of a GenBank genome assembly